UCGAGAUCUGAGAUCCCAAUUGCUGCCUGUCAUCGUCUUGUUCCACCGUUUCCCACUUUUCGCCAUCACGGCCGCAACCAUCUUCCGCCGUGCCAAACUUCCAAGACAUACCGACGCCGUUGAUGUUCCAACUCCACACUUUUGCAGCUUCGCCCCCGGCCUCACUGCGGCAUUCAUCCCAAGCCCAGCUCUACAUGGAAAAGAUGGGUACCCUUUGGUCUGAAGACAGGACUAUAGCUUCACAACCUACACAUUCGUGUAGGUAGUCCUGAAAACUUAUUUACAGCUACAUGGACAGAUGCAGCUACGCCAAGUUCGUUUGGUGCGAGUGCGAGUGGAAGUGGAAAUGCAAGUGCAAGUCCCAACCCAGUCACCACACCCCCCUCCAGCUUUCAACUGUUGGUUGCAGUCUUCUUGCUGCUGCUCUGGCUGCCACCAAGUAUCAACCCCCGGACUGAAAGUCCUCGAUCUGGCUGUCUACCAAGAGAGAAUGCGAAGCGCGCAGAGCAACAGAAACUACUUCUAUGCGUCGAAGCCAACAACCCACGCAGUACACCCCCAGGCCUCAAGGUGGCAGGAAAGGAAGAUGCAUAGUAAGCCAAUGAUAUCGCCAGAAACAUGACGAAUCAAGGCCCAGACAAGCCACAUUCCUUUGUUCUCCUCUGUGUCCAUCUGCAGACGUUCAACUUCAAGCCUGCCAUGACCCAUGGGUUUGCUUCCGACAACCCAACCCACACGCCUGCUAGCUCAUCUCCUUUGUUCUCAUAUGCAAUGAGGGACAUGGGCAUGGCUGUUGGCCGCAACCGCUCAUUGUCAGUCACUCCAUGCUUGACGACCGCAUUCCUCAUUACACUCCCACCUAGGCUUGCAGGGCCCAAAGCAAAGAUUGCAGUCGCCUUCUUUGCACACCCUUUCUCUGUCAGUGACAGUCUGUCAGUCUCUUCUUUUUUGCACCUUGCCUGUCUUUCUUGUCUUCUUUGACAGAGACAGAGACCUACCGUACCUGCCAGUCCUUUCAUUUUCUGAUCCCGGCAGUUGCUGCAAGUGCCCUUUCUCUCGUCUGGCUCCUAAAGAAACUGGUGGGCGAGAAGUCCAAGACUUACAGACUGAGGUGGCUCACAAGGUCUUCCGCAAAGAUAUUAAUUAACCCUCUUCGUCCCUCCAUCCACCCCAGACAUAAGAGAACUUCUUCUCCCUUGAUCAAAUCCCUACAGGGCUGCAUACUCUUGACUCUCAUCACCGCCAUCCCAUCAUCUCGGUUGCACAUUCCGAUCUUUGGGCCCAUUCAUUGUUACUCAGAAACCCUGACUUGAACACUUCCUUCUUCAGUCAUCAUUUGCUAUAUCUUACAAGGUAUUCUCCUCUAUCACUAUCCUAAAUCGCCAUGGCUACCCCAAUCGAGAGCCACCCCCGGGCAAGCCUUCACCCACUAUGGACACCUUCAUAUAAUCAAGGAGGAUUCCCUCGUUCCUCGACUUCAAGCAGACCUACUGCUCCUAGCUCGUAUUACAGCCCAUCCGAUCGUUCACCCAAAAGCCUGCCUACUCCGGUAUUUCCUUCCAACGAUGGCUCAAUGAGACAGCAUGAGCGCGCCAUGGUCGACCGCCUCGGCUCCAGACUCCGACAAGCUCCAGGUUCUGGUGAUCUUAGCCCGCCCAAGUCAGCAAACCGGCCGAGUCCGCUUUCUCCUCUCGCAGAGCACUCAGCAAGCGACGGUAGACGUUAUUCGGCCGCGCCUAUAAGCCCUCGCCGGCCAGGUCCGCCGCCAUCAGCAACUCCAGUCUCACCACCCAUGGCUAGCAGUGUCCGAAGGCAGACUCUCGCAGCGGAAACUCGAUCGAUGCUUCUCGCCGGUCUGGGUGAAGAGGCACAACGACGACAGUCUGUGGCUGGACCUGGAUACGUCGCCAGGUCCAGGGAGGCUGAGAAGCGCGUUCAACUUGAGCAGCUGCGAGCAUGGGGUCAUGUGUAUCUUGGUGAUGCCAAAACCUCCGACGUCUUUGUUCAAGCUAUGUCUCUCAAUCGUCGAAGCUCUAAUGCGAGCACCAACUCGGAUCAAUCUGCUGGAGGUUCUUCACCCCCACGAAUGCCGUCCACGCCGACUUUCCCACCUCACCAGCGUCAGAUGAAGUUUCGAGUUCGUCCUCGAGCUGUGGAACGCAAACCGAUGCUCAUCACUCACACUUUCGACAUUGAGCAAUUACGCUCCACUAUCGCGGACCCGUUGCCAAGCCCUACUCCCGCGGAUCAAAGACGGCGGCCAUCUCUACAUACUCAGGCCACUUCACCGCUGCCAAAGGUCUCAUCUCCUCGACCGAGCGCGGCACGAAGACGGUCGAGCAGUGCAAUUCACAGCACGCUCCCUUACAGCCGCGGGCUAAAAUCUGGAGAUCCUCGCGCGGCCUUAUCGCGUGGCGCCGACACUAUGCCAAUCCAUCUCCAAUACGCCCGGUCCUCACUCCCGGUGUUGGCGGCUAUCAUCGUCUCUGGUACCGUCCAGGCUGGCGACGUUGUCGAGUUGCCACUACCGUAUCCCGAAGUGUGGUCCCAAACAGUCACCUAUGUCUACACGGGACAAGGGGACUUGACGGAUGCAGUCAAAGAGAACAUCCUCUACCUUGCAGGAAAGGUCUAACGCCCACGUCUUGGCCUCGUGCUUGUUUAACGAAUGAUGACUCUUAUUUCUUUCUUCUCUUCCACCUGGCCGCCUUUUCUCAACGAAUGCAGCACUCUGUAUGCCUUGCUCAUUCCAUGAUCACGCGCUUUAUUGGGGGGGGUUAGCGAUCGCUGCGGGCCGUUUGCCUUGUUGUUCUUCUGUUCUUCAACACUCCUUUGUCCUCUGCACUUGGAGGACAUCUUGUUCGCUAUACAACUUUGGCUCUUUGCCCUCGUCAUGACUUAUGUAGUUUAAUGAUUUCCCUUUACAAUACAGAGAGAACAGAUUUACUGUCCAUGACUAUCAAAGACUAUUUUUUAACC
Molecule: messenger RNA, 2979 nt
Organism: Colletotrichum scovillei
Lineage: Eukaryota; Fungi; Ascomycota; Sordariomycetes; Glomerellales; Glomerellaceae
Exons: 2
Coding region: 1385-2635 (416 amino acids)
Source: RefSeq, a predicted model, not a curated record